AGUACAACGAGCUUGUAAAGGUUAUUCGGCAAUAGUUAUGAACUCCCGCUUGCGAGCCUUAGGUGGGAGGAUAAAUAAUAUAAGGGUGUCGGAACUACCAAARGAGAAAACUCGAUCGGAGAUUAUCUGUAACGUGCACUUUCUGGAUGGAUCAGUACAAAGCUUCAAAGUCAAUAAGCAAGACACUGGCCAAAUUUUGUUGGAUAUGGCAUAUAACCAGUUGGGUGUGACAGAGAAGGAGUAUUUUGGUUUACAGCAAAACGAAACAUCGGUAGAUUCUCCUCGAUGGCUUGAACCAAGCAAACCUAUUAGAAAACAGUUAAAAGGAGGUUUCCCCUGCACCCUUUGUUUUCGCGUAAGGUUUUUUAUACCCGAUCCCAACACACUUCAGCAAGAACAAACCAGGCACUUAUUCUUCUUGCAGCUGAAGACUGAUAUUUUGGAAGGAAGGUUGUCAUGUCCUCUUAAUUCUGCUGUUGUCCUGGCAUCAUAUGCAGUACAAUCUCAGCUUGGAGACUAUAACUCCUUGGUACAUCAUUCAGGAUAUCUUUCGAAUUACAACUUCAUACCAGAGCAGAACAAAGAUUUUCUUACCAAAGUAGAAUCUCUACAUGAACAGCACAGUGGCCUCAAGCAAUCUGAAGCGGAGUCCUGCUACAUAAAUAUAGCACGAACACUUGAAUUCUACGGAGUAGAAUUGCACAGUGGUAGAGAUCUUCAUAAUCUAGAUCUCAUGAUAGGGAUUGCAUCGGGUGGUAUUGCUGUGUAUAGAAAACUCAUCUGCACAAGCUUCUAUCCCUGGGUGAACAUUUUAAAAAUUUCCUUUAAAAGGAAAAAGUUUUUUAUACAGCAACGGCAAAAACAUAAUGAAUCCAGAGAGCAUAUUGUUGCCUUCAACAUGCUAAAUUACAGAGCAUGCAAAAAUCUGUGGAAGUCUUGUGUAGACCAUCACACRUUUUUUCAGGCAAAGAAGUCACUACCUCAUGAAAAAAAGAUACUGUCGCACUAUUGGACCCUAGGUUCUAGAAACCCAACAAAGUCUGUAAACUCCCAGUACUGCAGAAAAGUUAUAGGUGGGAUGGUUUGGAACCCUUCUAUGAGAAGAUCUUUAUCUGUUGAGCAUCUGGAGACCAAAAGCCUUCCUUCUCGGUCACCUCCUGUUACCCCCAACUGGCGGAGUCCUAGGCUUCGUCAUGAGAUCCGUAAACCACGACACUCAUCUGUAGAUAACCUUACAAAUGAAAUUUCCUAUAUUACUGAAACAGAGGAUGUUUUUUACACAUAUAAGGGCUCCCCAACAUCAAAGGAUAGUGAUUCUGAGUUCUCCCAAAACCGUAGUCCACAGAGAAGGUCRUCUGAACAAGAAUCACCAAAGAAUGCAUUGGGAAAUAGUGCAACUCAGAAUUCUCUGACCCAUACCUCACCUAAAGCCUUGUCUCCGUCUCCCAAUGGGGUUGGUAACGUUUCGGGAUCCUACCUGCUGGAAGGAGUGGAUAAGCAGUUCCUAGAAACGUAUGACAACAUUACAAAAACAAGCUUCACAGAAGAUUCCAGUCAAUACUACUGUGAUAAGAGUGAACUUAUUGAGGGAGACUUACUUCUAGUGCGUAUCACACCAGAUGAAGAUGGGAAGUUUGGAUUUAAUCUGAAGGGUGGCAUAGAUCAAAAAAUGCCAUUAGUGGUGUCACGAAUUACUCCAGGAUCACCUGCUGAUAAAUGCAUUCCAAAACUGAAUGAAGGUGAUCAGAUAGUAUUAAUUAACGGCCGAGAUAUCUCAGAGCACACGCAUGACCAGGUGGUAAUGUUUAUAAAAGCCAGCAGAGAAUCUCACACAAGGGAGCUUGCACUUUUAGUCAGGCGGAAAGUAGUGAAACAGUUUGUGGAGCCCAGAUCAGAAGAUGAAGUUGAUUCUCAAAGUCUCCCAGAGUCUCUCCUUCCUAACUGCUCAGAGUAUGGUGACACGCUGGAGGAGUCUAUGGAGCAGCUAAAGAAAGGGCUGGAAAGUGGGACAGUCCUUAUUCAGUUUGAGCAACUUUAUAGAAAAAAGCCAGGGUUGGCUGUUACAUGUGCAAAGGUACCUCAGAACAUGGACAAAAACCGAUACAAAGAUGUUCUGCCUUAUGAUGCCACAAGGAUAAUAUUACAGGGAGAUGAAGAUUACAUUAAUGCAAACUACGUGAAUAUGGAAAUUCCCACUGUGGGAGUUGUGAACAGGUACAUUGCUACCCAAGGGCCUCUUCCACACACGUGUGCACAUUUCUGGCAAGUAGUCUGGGAUCACAAGUUAUCGCUGAUCAUUAUGUUAACAACCCUCACUGAACGAGGGCGGACCAAAUGUCAUCAAUAUUGGCCUGAUCCCCCAGAUGUAAUGGAAUAUGGCAACUUCCGUGUCAGGUGCCAGUCUGAAGAUUGUACGAUUGCCUAUGUCGUUAGAGARAUGGUGGUUACUAAUGUUGAGACAGAACAACAACAUGCAGUCACCCACCUGCAGUACGUGGCCUGGCCUGAUCAUGGUGUUCCUGAUGACUCCAUGGACUUCUUGGAGUUCGUGACCUGCAUGAGACCAAAGAGAGUAAAGAAUGAGCCRGUCCUUGUUCACUGCAGUGCUGGAAUCGGUCGUACUGGAGUGUUGGUCACUAUGGAAACAGCCAUGUGCUUAAUUGAAAGAAACCAACCUGUUUAUCCACUGGAUAUUGUACGAAAAAUGCGAGACCAGCGAGCUAUGAUGGUCCAAACAUCAAGUCAAUACAAAUUUGUUUGUGAAGCUAUUCUGCGUGUUUACAAAGAAGGAUUAGUUCGACCACUGGAUUCCAGUUAGCACAGCAGUGAAGGAUGAAUUCUCUUCCCCUAAAAAGACUUCAUUUGUUGGGUUUUUUUUAUUUUGUUUUUAAUGAAGCAAGGGCUUGUUUAUCAAAGCAACUAGAAUGGACUYGAAGCCCAUGAGACAACAGAGGAGCACAUCUGAACUGUGGCACUUUAAAUUUCUCAAGAUCCUAAAAAUAUCAUGUACAGUCUAAAGAAAUCAUGUAGAUAAAUAUGAGAGCAAUUGUGUGUAAUAUGCUUUAUUCACAUAGACACCAUAAACCUUGUCAUGGAAACCUUAAUACAUAUCUUAUCUCUUUGCUGCCUUAAAAAAAACCUUAACUUUAGAAGUUACAAAGGUCCCAAUGUUUCUUUUUAAAAUACAAAAAGAAAAACAGUAGUAUUGAAAUGGUCCAGUUUAAGGAAGUAUUUAAUAUCUUUGUAUAGUGUGGAAGGUCAUGGAAGUUCCUCAUAAUUUUCAUGUUUGGACACUAAAUGUUCAUGAAAAUAUAACCUUUGCUUCUAAAAGGCUGAUGAAGAGCUUCAAAGGCUAAUGCAUAGCUACUCUACAUCGACAGCUGGAGAAAUUAAGUAGUCAGGUCCCAUAAAUCUAUUAGAGAGUAUGCCAGCUGUUUUAAUAUGCUGCUUAGAAGUCACAUCUACUGUAUGUGAUGUGCAAAAUAAUGCUGCAUUUAAGCAUUUAUGCAGGUGGUACAGUUUACAUGUUGUGUUUAUUGCAUUAGUUACUGUACUGCUAUUCUGUUUCUGCUGCCUUUCCCUUUUAUACUUCCAUUCAGUGCUUUUUCUAUUUAUGAACAGAAAGCAUCUUAACUGAAAAAGAGGUUGAAUUCUCUUUUUUUACCUUUGUUUCCAUGUGUAUUUAUGAGUUUUCAGAUGUAAAUGUGGAUUAAUGUUGCACACAAGUACAAGACUCUUUUACUUAUUGUAUAUGCAAAGUAGCCUAAUCCAAUACGGGAGGAAAAAAUUACUACUGAACCCAUUAAAUAUGUUGCUGCUAAUUCAAGGUGUGAAGCUUACAAGGGCACAGGUGUUUCUAGUGUUGAGACAAUGAUAAAAUGUUGAUUUGCUGCCUUUCAGCAGAAGCUGUGUUGUGGCUAYCCAGUGAAACACAGCUUCCUCUUGCAAGAGUUCUCCGGAUUUACUGGUUCUUUCCUUUGUGGAAAUACAGUUGAAUUUGCGUGAAUUCAGGGAAAGAGYGAAUGAAUUUGUACAUUGGUAAAUAGUUUACCCUAAGGUACACUGGUCUCCAUUUCAUUUCAGAUGGGAGAAUUGGAC
Messenger RNA from Nothoprocta perdicaria, 4098 nucleotides. It is a transcript of the gene PTPN3, whose product is annotated as protein tyrosine phosphatase, non-receptor type 3. Gene Ontology annotation, biological process: protein dephosphorylation. The record is from RefSeq and is a predicted model, not a curated record. Gene Ontology annotation, cellular component: cytoplasm; cytoskeleton; cytoplasmic side of plasma membrane. Gene Ontology annotation, molecular function: cytoskeletal protein binding; protein tyrosine phosphatase activity. Lineage: Eukaryota; Metazoa; Chordata; Aves; Tinamiformes; Tinamidae. The transcript has 27 exons. Bases 38 to 2818 code for a protein of 926 amino acids.